Molecule: messenger RNA, 576 nt
Organism: Spodoptera littoralis (African cotton leafworm)
Lineage: Eukaryota; Metazoa; Arthropoda; Insecta; Lepidoptera; Noctuidae
Source: the annotation of a GenBank genome assembly
AUGGUCUUGCCAAUUAUUUUCACAGUCUUGAUGAAUCUGGCUCCCAUUCAAGGAAGAACGGAGUUGGGACAGAUUCCAAUUUUCCAACCAGAUAAUUACACGCAUUUUGAUGUGUAUGCCAGUGCACUUAAUAAAGCCCAUUACAACCCUUGGACCUGCGAUUACAGAAGCGAGCCAGGUUACAGAUGCUUGAGUUGCAAAAGUGCACUCCACUGCUACCCUGGUAACUUCGCGCUACUAGUACAAUGUGCUGGCAUCUUCGCAUAUUGUCGACAUGGCUAUUGUUCGAGAUUUAAGUCUAAUGAAUGUGAGAAUGAAUCUGACCACCAUUCCAUUACUAGUCAUAGCAGCACAAUGCCACCAUAUGUACAACAAGAGUUCAAUAAAAUAAACAUGACUACCGUACCGUCUGCUGCAGCGAGUGACAUGGACUCUAAACCACAAGAAAGUACUUCAAAUGUCAUUUCUACCCAAUUGAAUGACCCGAAUAAAACAGACGGUGGGGCCGUGACGUCAGAGGCACAUACAAACGAUCCAACGAACUCAAAUGUAACCGAAACAAGCAAAAAUAAGUGA